This is a messenger RNA of Ornithodoros turicata, 2196 nucleotides long. RefSeq lists its product as uncharacterized. The transcript has a single exon. NCBI's taxonomy places the organism in Eukaryota, Metazoa, Arthropoda, Arachnida, Ixodida, Argasidae. The record is from RefSeq and is a predicted model, not a curated record. Bases 1 to 2196 code for a protein of 731 amino acids.
AUGUGGAAGCUGGACACCCUUGGAAUCACUGACCUUGUCGACGGGAAAACUCAGAGUCACCCAGCGCAACAACAGUUCGAAGAUUAUGUCACGUUUCAGGGAGACCGGUACCAGGUACCACUCCUCAUCAAGCCCUCUUGCUGUGGAGUCUUAGCUGAUAAUCGCAGCAUCGCGCAGACGAGACUACUCUCGCAGCUUCGGCGUCUUCGAGACCAUCCGGAUCUCCUAAAAGAGUACCACGACACGAUUUCCGAAUAUUUCCUCGAAGGCCACGCAGAGAAGGCCCCGGAGGUACCUCAGGAGAACCUCUACUAUCUUCCUCACCAUGCUGUAAUCCGGAAGGAAGCAGUGACAACAAAGGUUCGCGUGGUAUUCGACGCUUCGUCACACGUCAGCGGUGCCCCAUCGUUAAACCAAGUACUGCAGAAGGGGCCCAACAUCAACGCAGACUUACUGCUUCAGUUGGUGUCCUUCCGUUGUUAUCCUAUCAUUCUCACCGUGGAUAUCCGGAAAGCGUACCUGCAGAUCUUAAUUCGUCCCGAAGACCGCGACGCAUUGCGUUUUCUGUGGCCAGAGGACCUUCCAUGUCCAGGAAACCCAUGCCCCCAGAUCCAGGAAUGGAGAAUGACGCGUGUCCCCUUUGGAGCCGCAUCUAGUCCGUUUCUCCUAGCCGCCACACUCCGUCACCACUUCGAUAGUGUGCAACAUAAGUACCCAGCGGCUACAGAGCGCCUUCGACACGCUUUCUACAUGGACGACCUCAUCGUAGGAGCCACAUCAGAAGAAGACGCGCUUCAGAUUUAUCGUGAGGCAGUCACGAUGCUGCAAGAAGCUGGCAUGGACCUCCGCAAGUGGUGUUCCAACUCGCCGACCCUCAGCCGUCAAUUCUGCCAAGACGGCAUCGCGUACGAUACAGUGAGCAGUCAGGAGACGGUGAAGGUCCUCGGGUUGCACUGGCAUCGUCCCACCGACGAAGUUACUUUCACUAUGAAUGGCAUCUCGUCCUAUCUCGCCAACCAGCCCAUCACGAAGCGCACCAUUCUUCACGGCGUGGCACGGAUAUUCGAUCCACUCGGAUAUCUCUCACCGUUCACAAUACGAGCCCGCUUAGUCUUCCAGUCGUUAUGGGCACGCGAUCAAGGAUGGGAUGAUGCAUUGCAAGCUCCGCACCUCAUGCAGUGGGCGGACUGGUGUUCCGAGCUACCGCACUUAAACUCGAUACGUCUGCCGCGCCUUCUGCCUUCGUCGUCGACUUCAUCGGACGGCAACGACGAGAUCCACGUGUUCGCUGACGCCAGCCCCCGCGCGUAUGGAGCUGCAAUCUAUCUACGCACGUUCGAUCCGCAGGAACAGUGGACCGCAUCCCUUCUCCUUGCCAAGGCACGUGUAGCACCGGUCAAGAGUGUCUCUCUUCCGCGCCUGGAACUCCUCGCGUGCCUCAUCGCUGCGCGGCUGGCUGCGCAUGCACGAAAGAUGCCACUACCCUCUCCGCUGCGUACGGAGUUCUGGACAGACUCCACCGUCGCACUCCACUGGAUCACAAGCGCACAGUCCCGGACACCCGUCUUCGUUCAGAACCGUGUGAACGAAAUUCGCCAGUUGACAACAGACUCCGCAUGGCACCAUUGUAAGAGCCGGGACAACCCAGCAGAUCUUCUAACUCGCGGGAUUUCUGCUCAUCGCCUACGGAACGAGUCUCUCUGGUGGCAUGGAGCUCCAUGGUUUUCUCAGCCCCGCGAUAACUGGCAUUCCGAGUGGUCCGAUCAUCCUCCGUCGCCACCACCGAGCACUGAGGACGCUCCUCUACCAUCAAUGUGCAACGCUGCGUCAGCAGUACGUCCUCCGCCUGUGUUCAGCUUAGAUCGUUACGGCACUCUCAGCCAAAUGCUUCGAGUCACUGCAUGGGUUGCCAGGUUCAUCAAGAACGCCCAUCCCAGAAAAUCACACAACCGCGGCCCGUUAACUGCAUCCGAGAUCGCCGAAGCGGAGCUAUACUGGAUUCGGCAAGUCCAAGAGGAAGUCUUUCACGAAACCCUCGCACUUCUUCGUCGUGCCGAUCCACUGCCCCGCUCCUCACGACUCGCGACACUGCGGCCUUUCCUGGACAGCGACCAGAUCCUGCGUGUCGGGGGUCGACUAGCUGAGCUUCUUGACUCAGACAGCUUGAAACAUCCUAUCAUCUUACCAAACACGUGA